This is a messenger RNA of Porites evermanni, 4779 nucleotides long. The record is from the annotation of a GenBank genome assembly. NCBI's taxonomy places the organism in Eukaryota, Metazoa, Cnidaria, Anthozoa, Scleractinia, Poritidae.
AUGGAUCCCCAAGAGUACGCGAAGAAAGGUGUCGAUAAGGUUUACCCAGAAAAUAACUGGAUGCCGAGUACUGGAGUGCAACGGGGUAGUAUCAAAUCAACCCCAAUACAUGGAGAUCCACAGACUCCCGGCUUCCCAUCUGUCGGUACGACAAUACUCAUACUUGUAAUUAGUAAGAGGUCUAUGUUUUGACUUACUUUGUAUUAGGAAAGGGCAGUUAAUUAUUGUUUUUGAAGAAAAAGGCCAGCCAUUCGAUACAACGAUUUUCCGAAUAAACCGCGUCACUUUGAAUGAACUGAUCAGACCCGUUAUUUUAACUCAAAAGGACCUGAUUAAACUGCCAAUGGCAACGCAAAUUUGAACGAUGGUUAAUGAUUCACUCAGGGUUAGUGCCAGCUGACCUUGAAACAACUGGGUUAGGAAAGAGAGCGCGGCGCUUUUACAAAACACGCGUGUUCAAAAACAAGUUUACAUACUAUCUUAAGGUGGCCCAAAUUUGGACCGAUUGGUAAAGAAAUCAGAUGUAAUAGCCGACGUUUAGGGCCAGUUUUCAAGUGCGACAGAUGUCCUUUUUGCUGUACAUUCUUUGUGUAUAAAUCUGUUGUGUUAUACCAGUGGAAGAUUAAGAGGGCAAUAGUACCUUAAAUGCAUUAGAAAUUAUCCCAGUCAAACUUGUUAAUAUCAUGGCCAAAGGAAUAAGGACAAGGACUAUUUUUUGAACCCAGAAAUCUGUUAAAAGGAGAUUCAUUGCCUGUUGUAGAGGGUAUGUAUCGUUUACCUAAAGAAGAAGCCGAGAAACUGCUUCCUCAGAUCCCAACUCAUCCUAUAUCAUACAAGGAUGCCGAGCCGCUGCUGCGGUAAGUUCUUGAGUAAGGUUUAUGAGUAGUAAGUUGAAGAGCGAUACACGUUACAUCAUACUAGUAUUGUUUGGCCGGUGUCAAGCAUACAACGGCGCCUCAUAAAGCGUGAUUGUCACUAUCCACACAAGCUCAAGCAGAAGAAGGUUUACACAGAAAACCGUUAGUGUAAGGUGACAUAUAAAGGCAGAUAAUUAUAUGUGGCGCUACCUUUGUUGGCUCCGGGGAAUCAAUCUAGCAUGGUGGGAAAACAUGUGCCAGUCUCCAGCCGAAAGGAAUAAUCUCUUUGCCUUGGCUUAAGGUGAUGUUACAUGGAACGAUUCGCAACGACGAUUUUAGCGCAACACAGUCUUAUAACAAUGUUGCGACGUUGUUUCGAACAGUUGCAGCAAUGUUCCAAUAUUGUAACUCAGUGUUGCGCUCAAAAUCGUCGUUGCGAAUCGUCUCGUGUAACAUCAGCUUCUUUAUCGCCGGGAAUUUCAAGUUUUGGUGAGCGUGCGAUUUGCGGUGCAAACUUGGACCAACAUGUCUCCUUUAUUCGAAGUGUCUCCCCAGAGAAGUUGACGAGCCCUGUCUUUUGAUGUAUGCCCUUCAUUCCCUUUAGAUGGAAACCACCGAAAUCAAGUACUUUUAAUUUCGUUUUCAACCUGAUAUCAAAGCGAACACAUAAACCAGAAGACGAAUCUUAAAUAGCACGAGGAAUCACUGUCUGGUUUGGUUGAGCUGCUGAUUUUAGAGGUGCAUGACCUAGUUCCCCGAUCAGUUGCACUGAGCGAAAAGAAAAGGAUGAACGAGAAAAUUAAUGUGCUGAGACUGAAGAAAAAGAAGAAGAAGAGAGAAAUGAUGCUCUCUUUCCUUCCUUGACUCGCAAAUUUUCGCGCUAAUUUUCUUACUUCACCCGUUAACAGUGGCCACCUCAAGUAGCUCUCCUACAAUUGGUUCUCUCCAUGACGUAUCAUUCAUUUUCGGUCUUCCAUACUGGAAAUUACAGGUACUGAAUUGUGCUUUAUUAAAAUUAUUUUAGAACCUUAGUUGGUGGCCUUCCGGCCGAAGAUUUUCAAGGAGGUCUGAACUUUACUUAUGGUAUCCAGAUGGCUGAUAACGACACUAGGUGAGGGAAUCGCAAUAGACACUCCUAAUAACUUUAAUUUUUUGUUUUGACGUUUUUGGUAUGCUGUUGGAUUUCACUUCUUGAGUCAAUUUUUCAAAUGGUCCGCGUUUAUACAUAGCACCAAGCUGAAUGUGGUUACUGAUUGGCUCAUCAGCUUCUUAUCUACAGCGUUCAGGAUAACAAGAUUAACUCCUGUCGUUUUGCCUAACGCUCAACUGAACGCACUGUACUUCACGAGAACGAUGAAUCGGGGGUUGGAAUCGUAGCAGCCCCUUCCAAUGAAGCUAAUCAGGGCUCAAAAAGAAUUUUAUGAAGGAGGAGAGACAGUAGUCUAGGUUAAGGUAGUCACAACAUCCCAAGAAACCGACGUUUCAUAGAGCAGUGAUAAGAAGGUGGCUUAUCAAUAUGGGCGAUCCGGUCUAGCCGCUCUUUAUAUUUGUUUUGGGACUGACUCGUUGGCGCAAAACGAACGAGGGAUCAAAAUUUAUUCUCUGAUCAUUUUUUCAUUUGUAUUGAUUCUUUCAGAGAGGUCCUCUUGAACGUCAGCAAUGAAAACUAUCCGGCAGAUGUUUACAACGUCGUGGGCGUAAUUAAAGGCUCCACACAUCCAGGUUGGUAUCUGAGAUGCGUGCCGUGAACACCAAUCAUACGCAUGGCUGAUUGCUAAUAUCUCACUGUUAUUCAAGUUCCUUUCGGUCAUUUCGUUGAAGUAGCCGAGACGAUCGUUACAAAUUCGCUCUAACCACGUGGUCCAAGGCCUUAAAACCCUUUCGGCUUAGGGACUAGGCAAAUUCGUUCAGAUGACAUUACGCUGGGGACCUUUAAGCUUGACACGUUAUGGCAAAAGCCCUAGGGGGUAAUAACAAACUUUCGGGAGAACUGGUUCAAGGAAAGGAAAUGACUCUCCAUAUGAACGCAUUACAAGUUUACCAGCUGUUGUUGUUCUCAUUUUUUAACAAGGCUGUGCUGAUUCUCGAAUAUCUAAGGGCUGUUUAUCUUCCCGUUGGGUACUCGGGUGAACAACUAGGUUUCCCUCAUAGUCUUGUUAGACACUAAGGAGUAUGCAACACUCAGUUGUGUUAAAACUAUUUAGACUGCGCGAGUACGGUAAUGUGAGUCAUCUUCUCACUCAACUGCAAUAGUAGUACUCUUGCACAAUUGAUACGUUUAGCUAAUAGUUUCAACAUUCCUUUCAAGACGAGCUGGUGAUGUUAGGGAACCAUCGUGAUGCUUGGGUAUUUGGUGCAGCAGAUGCUUCCAGUGGAACAGCUGCUAUGAUGGAGCUGUCUAGAGUCCUCGGGGAGCAGUUGAAGAAAGGUAUGCCAUGCAGUGGUCAAAGCACAAUGCUAACCAAAAACGACUUUAAAAAUAUUACAUUGCGCAUGCUUUACAUUGUCCAGAUGUACGGCACUAUGUCCCAUAGUGAUACAGGAUCUUAGCUAACCAGUCAAUCUAUCUUUAGGAUGGAGGUCAAAGCGCACCAUAGUGUUGUUAAGCUGGGGAGCAGAGGAGCCUCAAUAUAUGGGAUCGGUUGAGUGGAUAGAAGUAAGUACUGUAAAACAAGCAAUUUUAAUUGGACACUUUUGAUUGGACACAAGAUAAGAGCGAAAACCAAACUUAAGCCAUGUAUGCCACCGGAAUUGGGUUGAAUGCUAUUUGAUUGAUUGAAUGACUGACUGACUGAAAGCAACUGAUAAAUAUAGCCCUUCUUUUUUCUCUCUUUAUCUCUAGGAGUAUUCUCGUUUGCUGUCCGCUCGUGGUGUAGCCUAUCUCAAUGUCGAUAUGGCAGUUGACGGUAAGGCUAUGACAAGAAAUAUAAAUUACUCGUUAAGAGAAGUCUUUAACCUCAAUAUUUGCCUAUUAUCCAUUUGAAAAAUGCGAGGUUUUAUUACCAGUUAAUUAAGCAAAUCGUUUUGCUUUUGAUGUUUUUUCAAGGAAACUACUCUUUCCAUGCUAAAUCUACGCCUCUUCUUAACUGGGUACUGGCCAGAGGAGCGCGGAAGGUCAGUAGGGAUUAUUUUUCUCGACACUUUUUUUCUGCAUAGCGUGGGCUAAAACAUUAUUAACCAUCUCCAAUAUAUAUUUCUCUAUCUUUGCUCACAUUUGGUAGGUUCGUAGUCCCUUAGGAAACGAGACCGCUUUUGAAGAAUGGAAAAGGAAAAUCCCAUCAAUAAUGGGUUUCAACUAUUUACCCAGGUAUCAGUGUUGCCAAAAUACUUUUUUUAUAUUUUAGGUGGUCUAGCUAGCUCUUUAUCCAGAGCUAAGUGGUUAGAGGAUCCUGUCAGUUCCCAGGUCGCAUUCCAUUUGUUUGAUGAGCAUUUUAUCUUUUUCAAGUGGUUGUGUCGUUAUUUCGUUUGUUUCGUGAACCUUAAAGCAUAGCUUAGUACUUCCAUUUGGCUUUAACACGACGCCCACCACUGUUACACCACGCCGGUAUCUGGAAAAUCUAUCUCAUUUCUAUUGUAGUUAAGUGAAUUCCUGCAGCCCCUAACAGCCACUAAUGUGCAAUGUUGUGACCAACAAUAUUUGAAGCUGGAUGCUCUCUUUACUUAUUUUAGGCUUCAACAACCAACAGCAGGCAGUGAUUAUGUCAACUUUAUCCAGCGUCUUGGAAUCCCUAUCGUGGAUAUUCGCUACACAUACGACUCUGUAAGUUGGCAUUUCCAUGUUUCGUGUGACUCUUGGGAACUUCGUUGUUAUUCAGUUGAAUUAAAUCUGACCCUGAGUUUUCGUACACAGAAAACGAGCGGCAAUCCCUUAUACCAUUGUCAAGUGCUGUUGAAAACCACCUACUGUUUAAACUAACUAGGA